Porites lobata is the source of this 947-nucleotide messenger RNA. Lineage: Eukaryota; Metazoa; Cnidaria; Anthozoa; Scleractinia; Poritidae. The record is from the annotation of a GenBank genome assembly.
AUGACACUCCUUGGUGUUGCUGAAUUAACCUCAAAUGGAACGCAGUCCGUGUUUUAUUGCCCAAGCAGACCAAUGUUGACAUGGGUUUUAAGUGACACGACCACAUUUUACAUUGCAUCGAUCACUACGUCUGUUGCUUCUCCUCUUACCAUUUUCUUAAACAUAGUAGUGGUUAUAGCUGUAUGGAAAACACGAGAGUUACAAACAAACUCCAACAUUUUGUUGGCCAGCAUGGCGGCAGCAGAUUUUUUAGUCGGAGCUGUAUCGAUGCCUUUAUGCAUUAGCUUGGACGUUUUACUCCUUCGUAAAGAAGUGAGCCAAGCGAUCUGUAAAAUUACUUUUGCAAAUCAGCUGGUACUGUACGGUGCAGUUUGUUCGACUUUAUAUCAUCUGACAGUGAUCGCAUGGGAAAGGUACCUAGCUGUUGCAAAGUGGAAUCAGUACCAUGUAUUUAUCAGAAGAGCUCGUAUCAAGAAAUUGAUUGCAAUCGCAUGGAUCCUGGCAGUAUUGACUACGGCGCCUGUGCGUAUUCUUAAAGCUGCUGGUGUACAUAACAUCUUAGUAGAGGUCUUUUACGGUGUUUUUGUUUACCGGCGUUGGUGUGCAUGUCCCUUAUAGGGUAUUUUUACAUCAGAGUUUAUCAAGAAGUGAGAAAGCUGGAACGAAGGGAAGACUCAAUUCGCCGCGCGCGAGUUAGAAUGAGGCACGAGGAUGGCAUUGCCAAAAGGACAUUAGCCAUAACAGUUGUCUCUUUCGUCUAUUUUAUCCCAUCGGUUAUCGUUCUUCUCUUCGGAAAAGUUGUGCCCUUUCUUCGUACAAGCUCCUAUUUCCGAUGGUCAGAGCUGGUUAUUCAACUCAACUCUCUUAUAAACCCUAUUUUGUACUGCUUCGUCCUAAACAAAAAUUUCAGGAACGUGGUUUUACGAAUGAUGAAGAUUAAGAAGCCC